UGGGGCUGUCCGGGCUCCGUUCCUAGUGAGGGGAAACUCCCUUUGCUUCCGGCAGCUCGGCCCGUCGCGGCGGGGAUUUCCCAUCGCGCUCCUGCGGCCCGCGCUCUGCCAUGACAACCAUCGGCGACCUCCCCGAGGACGUGCUGGUGGAGCUGCUGUCGCUGCUGCCCGCCCGGGACCUGCUCCGCACCUGCCGGCUGGUGUGCACGCAGUGGCGCUACGUGGUGGACCUGACCACCCUGUGGAAGCGCAAGUGCCAGCGUGAUGGGUUCUAUCGUCAGAGCUUGGACAGAAGCGUCUCUGACUGGAGGAUCUUCUAUAUGCUCUGCCACUUGAAGAGAAACUUAAUCAAAAACCCUUGCGCUGAAGAGAACUUCCAGCACUGGACACUUGAUAAUAACGAAGGAGAUGAAUGGAAAAUUGAGGAUCUGCCUGGAGCUCAUGGCAAUGAUAUGCCAGACCCCACAGUACACAAAUACUUUGUCACUUCAUAUGGGCCAUGCUUCAAGUCUCAACUCAUUACCCUGAAGAAAGAAGGCUAUUGGAAUCAGCUGAUGGAUGAGAAACGGCCUGAAAUUACAGUCAAGGACUGGUACGCUGCCAGGUUUGACUCUGGGUGCCGCUAUGAGCUCACCGUGAGGCUGCUCUCCAAAGAUUACAUUGUCCUGGAGGAAUUCCACCCUGAGCCAGUGGUCAUUAAGCAAUGGAGUGAUGCCAAGUGGAGAGAGAUUUCUCACACCUUCCAGAAUUACCCAGAAGGAGUUCGUUACAUCUGGUUUCAGCACGGAGGCCAGGACACGCAGUACUGGGCAGGGUGGUAUGGGAUCCGUGUGACAAACAGCAGCAUCACCAUUGGGCCCCAGACGUCAUUAUGAAGCAGUGGCAGGGUUUGCUUUCACUUCAGGACUGUAAGCAAGUGGCCUCAGGUACACUGUUUGCCUGUACUCUCUGGGUGUGUCCUAGCUUUGUCUCGCAGCUCUUGUUCACAACAGAACUUCUGAAGGCCCAGCCCUUUGGAAGGGCUUCUGUCUUCAUCUUCCAUCCUGUUCUACCAUGGAUGCUACUGCAAUUACUGGUGCCCUUCCAGAGAAAAAACUGGGACAAUUAAAUCUGAGAUCUGUCUUUUCUAGUUAAUACAUUCUUAUGCUAACACCCACAGUCUUAAAGACACUUUCUUGUUUAUGGAAUUUAAGAAUACAAGGCUGAAAUGUUUAAUUUCAGAUUACCAAUGGUAUCUACAAGGACUCUGCCACAGAUUGUUUUGUAUGGCAUUUUCUUUCCUGUUUUGGUUUUAAGAGUCGGUUAAGAUUUAUGAGCUGCAUCAGACCUUUCAUAUCAUCAGGAAACUGUCAUCUCUUGUUCCUAAGUGCUGUGUCAGUGGUAGUCAAUUCCUUACCCUUUCCCCUAAGUGUGUAUGAUCAAAAUGGUUCCUGCCUUCUUAUCCAAAACAGUCCCUUGGUGUUUGAAUAAACAGGCAGAAAAAGAGGAGGUAAGGAGUCCCUUCAGGCAGCUACCUAACAAUACAAGUGCCUUUUGAUUGUGCUGGGCUUUUCCCACAUCACCUCUGGUUUGUACUGAGCAGUGUAACCCAAUAUAAAAUGUCAAAGGAGUGCCCAGCCUUGAUCUGUAACAUUCCUACGCUUGUUACUUGGAGGAAGCAGGAGGUGCUAGACAAGCUAGUGUACCAAAUUCUCUGAGAAACAAGCUCAGCUCACUGUGAACUGGGUCUGCCACCCUUAUAUACCCAGAACUAAUGCUAAAGCCAUGUUCCUUUUCCUCUGACAGGUACAGGAUUAACAGUGCUUUCCUUGCAUAUUCUCUGUUAGGAGUAGGAUACUUGGCAGGUGUCCU
Cinclus cinclus is the source of this 1851-nucleotide messenger RNA. Its product is annotated as F-box only protein 6-like. Lineage: Eukaryota; Metazoa; Chordata; Aves; Passeriformes; Cinclidae. Gene Ontology annotation, molecular function: ubiquitin protein ligase activity; protein binding. Gene Ontology annotation, biological process: SCF-dependent proteasomal ubiquitin-dependent protein catabolic process; glycoprotein catabolic process. The coding region runs from base 111 to 875 and encodes 254 amino acids. The transcript has 5 exons. The record is from RefSeq and is a predicted model, not a curated record. Gene Ontology annotation, cellular component: cytoplasm; SCF ubiquitin ligase complex.